GAUUAAUGAAUGGGGUUAAAUUGCUAAUCAAUGGGAUUAAUUAUGUAAAAUUUUGAUUGAUAUCAGUCGACUGCCGGGGUUGUAAGAACGGGAUUUACGCUGCUUUCGCAAGUGCCAAUCCAAUUCGGGCCUGACCAAAAUAGAUUUAACUUUUGAAUUUGUCUAAUUGAUUAGUUUAAUGUGAGAGAGAUAGUUUUUUGACGGAAUUUCACUGUGUAAAGCUUCCUUAUUAGAAAUAAUGUUGAGCAACGUGAUGAGUAAUUACAGCAGUGCUUGCGUCUCCUCUUUAAACACCCUUUUGUAACACGCCCACUUCUCCAGUUGGCCUAGAAAAAGUCGCAGAAUUACACCUCUGCCCGUCUUUUCCGCAGCACCAGGGCCUUUUUCGAGCGGAAAAUACCACCUAAUUCGCAAUUCGAAUGAUGAUUUGCUGAGAAAUAUCUCGUAAAUUGGACUAAUUUGAGGGGGCACAUAAUUAAUGUUAUGUCAUGAAGCGGCCAGAGAUGUGCAGCCCUUGGUGAGCAGGUCGGUCGGCGAAAAGAAUGUCGUCAGGGCUGCGGCACAUCGCCACCGAACCGGCCAGUCUCAACAGCUACAAAUCCAAGGCGAUGGCUGACAAGAAGAACAAGAGCGCCAAGUCGUCCGCCGGACACAACUCGGAUUCGGACGGCAGCGCGGACAGCAAUAGUCUGUCAGCCGACUCGAACAACGACACGUUUGUCAGAGUGCCAUCCAAGGAGGCGACAGCCAAUGGCUCCAAGGCCGUGGUGCGGCGCGCCUCCGAGUGGGAAAUCCUCGAAGGCCUCAAGGACGGCCAGCGCUUUGACAAGAAGCCUAAAACCUGGGAAGGGUACCUCCACAAGAAGCGCAAGUGGCCCCUUAAAGGAUGGCACAAGAGGUAUUUUGUGGUGGACAAGGGAAUCCUCAUUUACGCCAAAGGCCCUGGUGAAAUCGCCAGGGGCAAACACCAUGCCUCACUAGACAUCGGUCUGUCCGUGAUUUCUAGCAAACUGAAGCGUCGACGAAUUGACAUUGAUGCCGAGGAGUUCAUCUACCAUCUCAAGGCAAAAACUUUGGACACCUUCCAAGAUUGGGUGGAGCAGUUAAAGCUGCAUCGCCUUUACCGCCAGCAUGUGCUGACCUUUGGCACUCGAAAUCUGCUGCAGUCGCGCGUCUCGCCCGACCUCAGCCCUCUGAAGCCCAUGCCAUUGACCCCUGAGGUGGAAGAGACGCCACCGCAGCCACCUCCAGCUUCGGCCACCACCUCUCAGCAGUCGCACUCGCGCGUUGCCACCUGGAUCAUGGACUCGACAGGCAUCGAUUCCAUCUCAAAAGAGCUCACCCUUGUCCAGCAGAAUCUUGUCCAGCUGAACCUCAUCCUUGAGCAAAUUGAGCAGCUUCCCACUAGCUAUGAUCAUCCCGAAUCAAUUGAAGGCAGUUCUCCAAACGUGAAGAAAGACAGGCGCAAGUUUGGUUUGCGCAAAAAGAAGAGCUCCAAGGGCAGCGCCGCCGACCUGGUGGGCUGCAGUCCCAAUAAGCACACAGAAGCGGAUUUACCUGUCGCAUCUGGCCUGUCACACUCGGCACACCUCAGCAACAGCAACCCGUCCCUGCCAUCGGCUGUUUUGACUGCAACCAGACCUCAGAGUUUGCCAGGCGCUGAGCACCUGCUUUCCUUGAACAUGGUUGGUGACAAUCGAACCAACACAACGCCUGACUUCCACUGCAGGGAGGACUUUGUCAUCCUAGCCAAGGAGAUCCAUAUAAAUCUGAAGGAGGCUGUACAGACAAUGCUAGUAGAGCGCGACCGUCUGAAGCAAGCAAUGGAAUUGGACAGUAGCCAGAUGGCGUUUGGUACUUCUGGAAACUCUCAGUUAAUUGCUAAUUUGAAAAGUUCAUUAGCCUCGACCCUGCAUCAAAAUAAGGAGCUCAAAAACAGGCUCAACAAAAUCCACGAGAACUCGGACCUUAGCGAUGUCUCGUCCAUCGCCCAGUCCGAACAAGCAGCAAAGCAGCUUCAGCAGUCAUUGUCAUAUAGCAGCUCGUGUCUUAGCGCUAGUGAGUUUUUCGACGCGCAGGAGUUCCAGUCGACAGCUCUGAUGAUCAGCGAGACCUCCUCCGAGGCAAGCUUGAGUUCUGAGGAGGGCUCUGUGGUCAGUGAGAAUAGCGAGCUUGGCACGGAUAACACGCCUGCCCCGAGUGUUCAAGGGGAUGACGAUGAUAAGGAAAUGCCCAAGUUCCACACAGGUCGGCGAACAAAAUUGCCAGCACCGCGUCCUGAUCUAGAGGGUUUGUCCCUGUGGAACCUUCUGUGUAAGAACAUAGGCAAAGACCUGUCCAAGGUGUCAAUGCCUGUGGCACUGAACGAGCCAUUGAGCAUGCUGCAGCGGCUGUGCGAGGAGCUUGAGUAUAGCGAGCUGCUGGACAAGGCUGCUGAGCUUGAGGACCCCUUUGAACGAAUGGUCUGCAUUGCUGCCUUUGCAGUCUCAGGGUACGGAUCCUCUUACUAUCGCGCCGCCAGCAAACCUUUCAACCCCAUCCUUGGUGAGACCUACGAGUGCAUCAGGGAGGACAAGGGCUUCAGAUUUGUUGCUGAACAAGUGUCGCAUCAUCCACCUGUCAGUGUUUGCCAUGCUGAGUCAAAGAACUUCAUUUUCUGGCAGGACGUACGGAUUAAAACCAAAUUCUGGGGAAAGUCGAUGGAAUUCCAGCCAACAGGCACUGUAAAUUUGAAGCUGCCAGGAAAGGGUGACCACUAUCAAUGGAACAAAGUGACCACCUGCGUACACAAUGUUUUCGGUGGACAGAGGUGGGUUGACCAAUACGGAGAACUCGUCAUCACCAGCAACAAGAACAUCAAGUGCAAACUCACUUUUGUUCGAUCAAGCUACUGGUCUGCUAAGAAGCAUGAGAUUUACGGAAACAUUAUUAAUGCGGAUGGCAAGGUGGCGAGAACACUGUUUGGAAAGUGGAACGAGGCCCUUUACUGUGGUGUGGCGCCUUCUGCCAAAUGUAUAUGGAGACCAGGCACAAUGCCUGAGGACUAUGAGCUUUAUUAUGGCUUCACACGCUUUGCAAUGGAGCUGAACGAGAUUGACGGGGAGAUGAUCAAGUAUUUGCCUUGCACAGACACAAGAUUCAGACCUGAUCAGAGGCUGUUGGAGGAAGGAAAUUUGACGUUGGCUGAGAAUAUGAAGAUGCAGUUGGAGCAGGCCCAGCGCGAGAGACGCAAGCGCCAAGAUGCAGAAAAUGUGCCUCGUUGGUUUAGAUGUUACACGUCAAGCAAUAAUGAAGAAAUUUGGGAGUACAACGACUUGUAUUGGGUCAAGCGAAAAAACCCUGGCUUUGUCAACCUUAACAUUCCUGCCCUUUGGUGAUCACUCAAAAAUCCAGUUUCUUUUAGCCAUUUUUGUCCAUUUGAGGAUUUUUACAUUUUUUUCUUGAUGAAACUCAUUUUUCGCAAGAUCAAUAUAUUUUUAAGGUGUUAAAAAUUAUGAAAAUCAACCCAUUUUUCUCGAAUUGCUUCCGCUUUCCUGUUACCAAACUCCUCUGCUUACUUGAACGAUUUUGUUGCAUGCGAGAAGAAAAUUUUUUGUGCUCAAGAGCAAAUAUUUAAAAGGCUUAUGUAUAGCAGAAGAAGAAAAUCGAGCAUGCUAAUUUCUAAAAUGCAUUUCCUAUGUAAUCGUCAAUUAUUUACAAACAUGUAUACUUAAGUAGCUGAUACAUAGUUUGCAUGAUUCAUGUGUAUACUAAAAAUGAGCUACUUUCAAAUGCCAUGGAUUGUUUUUUCAUCUGGGGCUGUUGAUAAUCUGGAAAAAGAGAUGGAAUUAAUAGUUUACCAAGGCUGUGUGGAGCUGAGUGUUUCUGUUUGCUCUUGGAAAUUUUAAAUUGAUUUUAAUAAUUGCACUGACAUAAUGAAUCUGUGAGUGCACUUCUACGCUGACGAAAGAUAAAACAUAUGUGCCUAAUUUGGUGUUGGAAGCGCGAGGGCUCCGAGUUGAGAUAUAAAGCGAGUGAUGAUCACAGUGCAAUCAUUAAUCGCUAAGUUUAUUGCAAGCGUUAUUUUGACGCGCUUUUUGAGUGUCAGCAGCGCUGCCGGUUAACUCACUAACGUUAGGAUUUUAAAUAGAACUCAUGUUACACACCAUUAAUCGAUUAUAAAAUAUCAAGAUUGAGUAGGCGCGUGUUUUGAUAUAUGUAUAUCUAAUAAACACUAAAAGCUGCUUAUUUCGAGAUUAAAGACAAGAGCUAAAACGUUGAGAGUAAAUAUUGUUAAACACGUUUGUCACUAAUUAAAUUAAUAAUAAGUCUAAAUCGCGAUAUUUGAAUCUGCCCUCCGUGUCUGCAAGCAGAAAGUACUAACAAAAAAUCCACUAAUCAAGAUCUGUAUUUUUCAUCAGAGAUUUGGGUUGUGUGCUUUUUACCUGAUUAAUCUUAAGUUUCAAGCCCUAAACCAAGAGUAUUGCAAUAUAGUACAACUAAUAGAGAUGCUGAAAAACUUAUUUCUUCUUUUCUAAUUUCUUUGAGCUUAUAUAGCGAAACAAAAAUUUAAUAAUGCUCCCAUCACGUGUUUCAAAGUGACUAUUAAGACGUUUAUGUAAUCAAUCUACGAAUAAAGUUUUUGCCAUUAUAGAUGCCAGACACCUGA
Neocloeon triangulifer is the source of this 4648-nucleotide messenger RNA. Its product is annotated as oxysterol-binding protein-related protein 6-like. The record is from RefSeq and is a predicted model, not a curated record. NCBI's taxonomy places the organism in Eukaryota, Metazoa, Arthropoda, Insecta, Ephemeroptera, Baetidae. Gene Ontology annotation, molecular function: cholesterol binding. The transcript has 17 exons. Gene Ontology annotation, cellular component: plasma membrane; cytosol; intracellular membrane-bounded organelle. Bases 543 to 3377 code for a protein of 944 amino acids.